Messenger RNA from Mycetomoellerius zeteki, 1474 nucleotides. RefSeq names its product fatty acyl-CoA reductase 1-like. Gene Ontology annotation, cellular component: peroxisome. The transcript has 8 exons. NCBI's taxonomy places the organism in Eukaryota, Metazoa, Arthropoda, Insecta, Hymenoptera, Formicidae. Gene Ontology annotation, biological process: long-chain fatty-acyl-CoA metabolic process. The record is from RefSeq and is a predicted model, not a curated record. The coding region runs from base 32 to 1474 and encodes 480 amino acids. Gene Ontology annotation, molecular function: alcohol-forming very long-chain fatty acyl-CoA reductase (NADP+) activity.
AAGUGCUUCUAUCAGCUUUAUUUUAAAAAUAAUGGAAAAGGUGACUGUUGAUCCUGCCAAGUCGAUUCCUGCAUUUUACGCUGGACAAAGUAUACUUUUGACUGGUGCAACAGGAUUUUUGGGUAAAGUUUUUAUCGAAAAGGUAUUACGAUCUUGUCCAGAUGUUCGUGAAAUAUUUCUGUUAAUGCGACCGAAGAAAGGAUUAAGUAUUAACGAAAGGCUUGAAAAAAUAUUAAAUUUACCGUUAUACGAAAAACUGCUCAAAGAGCAACCUUCGAAUUUUGAGAAAUUGAUUCCAAUUUCUGGCGAUGUCAGUGAGAAAGAAUUAGGUUUACCUGUUGCGGACAGACAAAUGCUAAUUGAAAGAGUGACUAUAAUAAUACAUGCAGCGGGAGAUGUAAAAUUUAAUAACAGUUUAAAAUAUGCCAUAUUUGCCAAUACUAGAGCAACAAGGGACAUCUGUAUUUUAGCGCAAAGGAUGAAGAAUUUAAUAGCAUUAGUGUAUGUUAGUACAGCGUUUGCACACGUAAAUGAGCCAAUCAUUGAAGAAAAAGUAUAUCCACCUGUAGCUGAUUGGCAGAAAAUGAUCGAAAUAGCUGAAUUGUUGGAUGAGCACACUUUAAACGUUUUUACAGCAAAAUAUUUAGAUUACAUUCCCAAUACGUACAUUUUUUCGAAAAAUUUGGCGGAAAGUGUAAUACAGAAAUAUUCUUCCUCCUUGCCUUGCGCGAUUGUAAGACCUUCCAUUGUGACGAUAACAGAAAAAGAACCAAUGCCAGGAUGGAUAGAUAACGUUUAUGGUCCAAUAGGGCUUUUUAUUGGUGGUGGAAAAGGAAUAAUACGAGUAGGCUACUUGAAUAAAACUGUUAAUGAAGAUGUAAUACCAGUAGACAUUGUCAUCAAAGCUAUAAUAGUCACAUCUUGGAAGCUAGGAUUAACAACGUAUGAUCAUCAACUUAUAUAUGCAUGCAUUUUUAAUUAUUCUACGGUUUUUGUUGUAAACAGUACAAGUCAGAAAUAUGUAACAUAUCAAAAUUGUAUUGAAUUGUUAUAUAGUAUUUCAAAUGAAUUGCCUUUGGAAGGAACUAUUUGGACUCCUCAUACAAUAUUGACUGAUAAUUUUGUUCUGUUCUAUGUAUUAACGAUAUUAUUGCAUAUUCUGCCAGCCAUAUUAAUAGAUUUAAUUUUAAAAUUCUCUGGACGACGACCUAUGUUAGUACGACUGCAGAGAAAACUGUUCGUGGUCAGUCGCGCUAUAAGUUAUUUUUCAUUCCGUAAAUGGAAAUACAGCAAUACAAACAGGUCGACUCUGAUAUCCUUAAUACCGCCUGAAAAUCUUGAUAUGUUUUCUUUCGAUUAUUCCUAUCUUGACAUUAGAGAAUUUGGCAAAUAUGGUAUCAUUGGUGUAAAAAAAUUUCUUCUUCAUGAAGACAUAAAUCAAUUGGAUGCAGUUAGAACACAUGGUAGAAGGUAA